Molecule: messenger RNA, 1298 nt
Organism: Setaria italica (foxtail millet)
Lineage: Eukaryota; Viridiplantae; Streptophyta; Magnoliopsida; Poales; Poaceae
Exons: 9
Coding region: 294-1022 (242 amino acids)
Source: RefSeq, a predicted model, not a curated record
CACACGUUUCGUUCCCCCGCCGUCAUCGCGGGGCUCCGCCCGUCGCCGCCGGCGACUCGGCUCCCGCAAGAAGCCUACUCCUAACCGCAACUUCGGUGCCCUCCACGACUUCCAAGUCGCGAGAUGCGGCGGCGGCGCCUCCCGCGGCCUACGUGGCCGCGCCCCCACCUCCGCUUCCGCCGCGCCGACGUGUCAGCGUCCCAUCCACUCCCCGUUCCUCCUAUUACUUGUCUCCGCCGGCAACUGUUCGCCCCCCACUAAAUCCGCGGGCCGUUUCCUCUCGAGGGGUGAUCAUGGCGGCGCAGGGAUCCCUAGUCGCGUGGAGGGUGGUGUUCGCGGCGCUGGGAUUGCUGAUGGUGGGCACGCUGGUGUACACCUGCGCCACCGACGGCUCGCCUUUCCGCCCCGAGCUGCUUACGCCGUGGAUGAAUGCAACACUGAUUGAUUUCUAUGUGAAUGUAAUUGCAAUUGCGGCGUGGGUUAUCUACAAGGAAGCAAACUGGAUUAGUUCUGCCGUGUGGGUGGUUCUGUUGUUUUGCUUUGGCAGUGCUGCUACUUGUGCUUAUAUUGUUACAAAGCUUUUUGAAGUGACACCUGGAGGGCCAUCUCACGAUCCACUUGAUCUUCUGUUUAUCAGGCAGGGUAAUCUGUCCCAAAGAAAGUGCUCUUAUGUCAUAAUUGGAAGGAUUAUGUUCAGCAUUUUGGGGAUAUUCAUGGCUGCCGUUGUCACAUAUACUGUCAUCACUGAUGGACUUCCUUUUAGGAAGGAAUUAUUGACACCGUGGAUGGCGGCAACCUUAAUUGAUUUCUACAUAAAUGUCUUUGCAAUAUCGGUUUGGGUUGCUCACAAGGAAUCGUCUUGGAUAUCAACUACCAUUUGGAUUGUCUUGUUGAUAUGCUUUGGAAGCAUCACAACAUGCGGCUACAUUGCUCUCCAACUUUUCCAAGUAUCAUAUCAAGAUCCAAUCUACCACGUGCUAUUGAACUCUCACAGCAAGUAUGGAACUGCGACUUCCUUGUAAUCCUUCAUCUUCUAUGAGCCUGGAAGAUUUGAAAAUUUAUUGAAGUGAUAUGUUCAGACUGGCUCAUGAUAAUACAAAUGUUCCCUACUAUCUAUAUGUAAAGUUACUUCUGCAAAAUGAACUGAAAGCUGAAGCUCUUUUAUUGUACUUCUGAUCCAAUUGCAUGGACAAUGAUCCUUUUUUUUUUUGUCACCCUUGUGAUAAUCCUGAACUGUUUGAUGCAAACAAUUUCCGAAAUCAAGCGAUCUUAUUUGUAGGGGUGCAAUGGGCACUUCA